AUGUCUCAGCAGCCCAGAGCGACCCUUGUCCUGUCUCCGGACGAUCCCUCCAACACCACGAUAUACGACGCGGCGGACGGGACGGAAGUUUACACUGUCUCGACUCAGUGCCGCUGGAACGGCACGACUACGUACAUCGUCAACGUCCACGGGGCAGUCGUGGCGGCGCUCCAGGAGCGAUACCUUGUCUCCGAUAGGCUGAUCCUGGGAAGAGACCCCCCUAUGCCUUUGCACGAAUGGUUGCGCAUAAACAUGGCGAACAUCUCCGUCAACAUGAAUGCAUCGUUCAAGGACGAGUCGGGGAGGAAGUACAAGUGGAAAGGAAACGUUGUUGGGCAUAGGGGCGCGCUCGAACUUUUCACGAAGGACGACGAGUAUACGGAGCCAAUCGCACGUUUUGACCGAUCCCACCCUCAAGGUGUGUCAGGGGCCCAGAGCGGGUCCAGCACGGAGCAUCAACAUAGACCCCGGCCUGCGACGCUAAGCUUAACUCUCCGCGCGCUAGAAAUACGGGACAGUGUGGUCACGUCGUUGCUGGUCCUGGAGAAGCAGCGCAGGAAGGACAGGCAGGCAUUGCAGGCAAGCCCAGAGGACCCGACAGAAGUCUAUAGGUGGGGCUCGUAA
Molecule: messenger RNA, 624 nt
Organism: Dichomitus squalens LYAD-421 SS1
Lineage: Eukaryota; Fungi; Basidiomycota; Agaricomycetes; Polyporales; Polyporaceae
Exons: 3
Coding region: 1-624 (207 amino acids)
Source: RefSeq, a predicted model, not a curated record